ACAAUGCGAUAUUUAGGUAUAUAAAUAAUGCUAUUAUUCCAACGAGUACACUUAUAAUUAUUAAGUCAUUAUAAUUUUUACAAGUGCGUUCCAAGUGUCAUCAUAUUUAUCCAUACACUUUUAUAACUCCCCCUGCUACCUUCUUCUGAAUUGUAGGGAGAUGCCCAGGCAGUGGGACAUCUCUGCAGCAUGCUGAGGAGACGUAACCUUCUCACUACACUUCUGAUUGCUUUGCCAUGGGGUCUUCUUCUUACAUUGUGGCAUCAGUACCCAACUACCCGCUACCUCAGCCUUCUGAGAAAGGAAACAGAUGAAAACGUGACGGCCAAAUCUCUCUUCAAUAAUAGCACAUCGCUCGCAAGGGAGGAUGGACUCUCAUCAUGUGCUCGGCUACCAGCUGUUGGGGCAGCUCCAAAAAUAAUCCGGAGCUAUGUGUACUCCAGGCCUCCCCCAUGGUCAGAGGCUCUGCCUGCCAUCUUUGUGAUCACCCCGACCUACAGCCGGCCAGUGCAGAAGGCUGAGCUGACCCGUCUGGCCAAUACUUUCCUCCACGUGCAGAACCUCCACUGGCUGGUGGUGGAAGACUCUCCAAGAAGGACCAACCUAGUAUCCAAUCUGCUGGAGAAGACAGGGAUCAAUUUUACACACCUGAACAUUGAGACUCCUAAGAGUCUGAAGAACCCUUCCUGGCUCCCAUCUCACAAACCGAGGGGCACGUUGCAGAGGAAUCUUGGACUGCAUUGGUUGAGGGAGAAUUUUGGCACCACACCGCCACCAGAGGGUGUGGUCUACUUUGCUGAUGACGACAACACCUAUAGCCUAGAGCUCUUUGAAGAGAUGCGCUACACAAAGAGGGUGUCCGUCUGGCCAGUUGCCUUUGCCGGGGGCCUCAGAUACGAGUCCCCAAAGGUGAGCCCGGCAGGCAAAGUGGUGGGCUGGAAGGCCGUGUUCGACCCUAACCGGCCCUUUGCCAUCGACAUGGCUGGCUUUGCCAUCAGCCUCAGGUUGAUCCUGGAGAAGCCUCAGGCCACUUUCAAGCUGGACGGAGUGAAAGAAGGUUACCAAGAAACUAGCCUGCUGAAGGAUCUUGUCACGAUGGAUGGACUGGAGCCCAGAGCUGCCAACUGCACAAAGGUCUUGGUCUGGCACACGAGGACAGAAAGGCCAACACUGGUUAAUGAAGGCAAACGCGGAUUCACAGAUCCAAGGGUGGAGGUGUAAUCAGGAAAUCACC
This is a messenger RNA of Zootoca vivipara (common lizard), 1234 nucleotides long. Its product is annotated as galactosylgalactosylxylosylprotein 3-beta-glucuronosyltransferase 1-like. Gene Ontology annotation, biological process: chondroitin sulfate proteoglycan biosynthetic process; carbohydrate metabolic process. Gene Ontology annotation, molecular function: galactosylgalactosylxylosylprotein 3-beta-glucuronosyltransferase activity. Gene Ontology annotation, cellular component: Golgi membrane. Lineage: Eukaryota; Metazoa; Chordata; Lepidosauria; Squamata; Lacertidae. The record is from RefSeq and is a predicted model, not a curated record.